ACCGCCGGCACCAUCUCGGGAGCCAUGCCGGCUGACGAGCUCGCGCGUAUCCGAAGAGACCGAGGUGGUAGAAAACCGAGCUUGCAGCCGCCUUAACGCACGCACUCGUUCUAAGGAAAAAAGAGAACGAGAGAGUUCUCCCUUCAUGACCUCAGCGAACCUGGUCGUCGCAUAGUUCCGCGCUGCCCGGUGGAUGUCGUCGUCGCCAUGGUGGAACAACUGGUGUGCAGCAACUCGCUGAGCCCGGGAACCUAACGAUCCCUCGUAAAUCCUGAUUUCGUGCUUCUAGUUGUCAAGAAUCGAUCGCGGAAGACAAUGAGGACGUAUCUUCGGCCCGAGAGCCGAUCCCGAUAAGUGAUGCACCACUUUGGAUUGGCCUAAAGGUAAGAAAGGUUGAAAUCAGGCCUGGAUACUGUGAUCGAAACGAAUCGCGUGUUAGGAGACGACUCUGAUAUAAUUUUGUAGUGAUAUAUCUUAUUAUAAAACAUUAGUGAUGAAGAGAAAAGUGAUACUCUUGAAAAGGAUCGGGUUUCGAUAAGUGAUGUACCACUUUGGAUUUGCCUAAAGAUAACGAAAGUUGAAAUCGGGCCUAGAUAUUGUGAUCGAAACGAAUCGCGUGUUAGAAGACUUUGAUAUAACUUUGUAGUGAUAUAUCUUAUUGUGAAACGUUAGUGAUGAAGAGAGAAGUGAUACUCUCGAAAAGGAUCGGGUCAAUGUGUCACGUGUGACUUGGAAUUUGAAGAUAAUAAUUAGAUUUUGUUGCUAUUAGACGCAAUGAGGAAAGUAGCGACAUCCUCCGACAUGACGGAUCUGAUCUGAGGAAGGUGAAAGUUGACAAUUCACGUGCCACACAACUCGGUGUAAUUCGACAGCCCCUUCCGUCAUGUAAGAACAAUAUCGGCAUCGGAAAGACAUAAGAGAAGCCUCACCCCUCGCGUGACACCAACAGCGAGUGUCGAGUAAUGCUGAAGCACAUCUUGACGGGGCAGCCGUCGUCAACGGGCUCCAGGCAUCAUCACAAUGAUUAUCAAACAAGCUCGGGCUCGUUGCACGGCGGGCACCAUCAUCACCACUUGCACAACAACUCGCUGCACCAGGAACAGCAGCCACAGCAACAGCAGCCGUCGCAACAUCACCAUCAUCAUCAUUACACCGGAAGCGCCGGGACCGCGCGCGGACAUCGCGGAAACAACGGCAUCGACGUGUGCGAUUCGGUGGCGCAGAGGUCGAACGCUCACCAAUCGGCGACGACGCCCUCGUCGACGCAUCGGCAUCCCCUGAAUCACUCCCAGCUGAGCGUCAAUAACUUGUCGCAACGCCUGAACUCGCACACGCUCAACGUGUCGACGUUGUCCACGUCCAAGCACUCGGUCAACAGCGUUAGUCCGGUGGGUGGUGCGAAUGGUAACAAUGGCGCUAACAUUAUCAACAACAACAACAACAACAAUCAUCACAACAAUCACAACGUCUCGGUUGCGAGUCAGCUCGGUCACACCGUGAUCUCGCAGACCAACGUCCUCCAUCACGAUCGGCCGAAGGCGAACGGCGGCCUCGACAUCUCCAGGCUGUCGCGGCUGCCGAGCCAGACCACGCCAUCGCCCGCACCUGCCGCACCUGCGCUUCCUGCCGUCGCCGCAGGUGGGCCGACGGUGAUACCCCUCAACGCCUCCUGGUCCUCGUCUCUGUCCAGGAAUCUUCAUCGGAACGAUGAGGCGGGUGUGAAGGAGAUGCUGACCAGUUUGGGACUGUUGUGUCUGGUGUCUCUGCUCCUGGCCCUGCUCUCGGUUAUCUUCCUGCUGAAGAUCUCCCCGCUCACGGUCACGUCCAACAGUCUCAUCAGCCCGGAAGAGUUCGUCAUCGUCUACGAGGUCACUCUGGCUCUGUGCGCCCUGGCCCUGUCCCUCAACCUGUGCUGUCUCCUCGUCUGCGCCAUACAGUUCCUUUUCGCGGUGAAACUCGUCAAGACUUCGUACCAGGGACACCGGUAAGUCGCUCUUAUCAGUGAUUAUCACCUUUCUUUGACAUUACUAUUAUUAUAAUUAAUCUGAUGAUCCCGCUCGAUCAAAGAAGACUUGGGAUCUUGACCCUAAGUAGCAAACUGACGUCA
Messenger RNA from Nylanderia fulva, 2107 nucleotides. Lineage: Eukaryota; Metazoa; Arthropoda; Insecta; Hymenoptera; Formicidae. The record is from RefSeq and is a predicted model, not a curated record.